Oryza brachyantha (malo sina) is the source of this 2394-nucleotide messenger RNA. RefSeq names its product serine/threonine protein phosphatase 2A 57 kDa regulatory subunit B' kappa isoform. The coding region runs from base 602 to 2128 and encodes 508 amino acids. Gene Ontology annotation, molecular function: protein phosphatase regulator activity. Gene Ontology annotation, cellular component: protein phosphatase type 2A complex. Gene Ontology annotation, biological process: signal transduction. Lineage: Eukaryota; Viridiplantae; Streptophyta; Magnoliopsida; Poales; Poaceae. The record is from RefSeq and is a predicted model, not a curated record. The transcript has 2 exons.
GGAUGCUCUUUAUCUCCUCUCCUCUCCUUGGCGAGUCCAGUGCCCAAUAGCAGCUAGAGGCGCCGGCCGCCAUUGCUGCUCCCUGCACGAGCUGCUCGCCCCGCGCCACGGAGUUCGCCGCCGGCCGGCCCCAAGUGCAUCUCAACCUACGCCAGCCUGUGCGCAAGCCCCUCCCCUUGCGCCGCCCUCCUCCGCCGGUGACCCACCCGGGCGGCCCUAUCCUCUCCACCUGACGCCUCAUCCUCUACAUUGCCCCGCCCUCCGCUGACGGAGUCGCUGGCCUCGCCUGCAUCUGGCAUCCGAGCCUUCCCACCCUCCACCGACGUCGCUUGGCUUCGCCGGGACUCUCCGGAGGUGGCCUGCAGGCUCGGCGACGGCUGCUCACGGUCGGAGGAGCUCGCUGGUGGCCUGAUCUGCCCAGUGGGGGUGUGGUCGGGGCCGACAGGCUCCCCGCGGACCAGAUCAGGUGGGGGUGAGGUGGAGAUUAGCUAGAUCUUUUGGUUAGCAUCCGCCAUUGUUGUUCCACUCGGUGCUGGCCUUGAUACGCUGGCUUGAAGCCUUGCCUGCGGCCAUGGUUUUGGUGUGAGAAGCUUGGUGCAAGAUGUGGAAAGGGUUCCUCAGCAAGCUGCCCCGGAAAAACUCGUCCUCUGGGAGAGGCGACCUCGACUCCGGCCAGUGCAGCAAUGGCACGGCGAAUGGGAACCCGAUACAGCGCACCAGCAGCUGCGUCAGCAUCCCGUCUGCUCGCUCCACUUCGACCAUCAAGCGCAUGUCAUCCGCCAUCUUCCCAUCGAGCGUCGUGGCCGGCAUUGAGCCCCUUGUUUCGUUCAAGGACGUCCCCAACUCGGAGAAGCAGAAUCUGUUCGUGAGCAAGCUGAAUCUGUGCUGUGCUGUCUUUGACUUCUCGGAUCCGAACAAGAGCUCCGCGGAGAAGGAUAUUAAGAGGCAGACAUUGUUGGAUCUUAUAGAUUUUGUCGAUUCCAGCAAUUCCCGCUUCUCUGAGGCCGUGAUUGCUGCUAGCGCUAGGAUGUUUGCCGUCAACUUGUUCCGGGUGUUUCCUCCAAACUACAGGUCUGGUUCAGGUGGUGGCGAGGGUGAUGAGGAGGAGCCGAUGUUUGAGCCUGCAUGGUGCCAUUUGCAGCUUGUGUAUGAGCUGCUACUGAAAUUCAUUGGAGCCUCAUCCCUGGAUGCAAAGGUAGGGAAAAAGUACUUUGAUCACUCCUUCAUUGUGAAACUGCUGAAUCUUCUUGAUUCAGAGGAUCCAAGAGAAAGGGAUUGUUUGAAAACUAUUCUGCACCGGAUUUAUGGGAAGUUCAUGGUUCACCGUCCUUUUAUCCGGAAAGCAGUAAGCAAUAUAUUCUACCACUUUAUGUUUGAGACUGACCGGCAUAAUGGAAUUGCUGAGCUGUUGGAGGUAUUCGGAAGUGUUAUUAGUGGCUUUGCGUUGCCUCUGAAGGAGGAACACAAAAUCUUUCUUUGGAGAGUUUUAGUUCCUUUACAUAAACCAAAAUCAGUUGGCGUGUAUCUCCAGCAGUUGACAUACUGUGUGACACAGUUCAUAGAAAAGGAUCCGAAGCUUGCUAGCUCAGUGAUAAUUGGUUUGCUAAGAUAUUGGCCGAUAACAAAUAGUCAGAAGGAGGUGAUGUUCCUGAGUGAGAUCGAAGAGAUCUUGGAGGCUACCAGCAUGGCUGAAUUCCAGAAAUGUAUGGUACCUUUGUUUAAGCGCAUUGCUCAUUGUAUCAAGAGUUCUCACUUCCAGGUUGCUGAACGUGCGCUUUUCAUAUGGAACAACAAUGCCAUUAUUACCUUGAUUACACAAAACCGCCAAAAGAUCAUGCCUAUCAUUGUUCCAGCAUUAGAACAUAAUAGCCAGAAUCAUUGGAACCAAGCUGUCCUGAAUCUCACAGCUAAUGUAAAGAAGAUGUUUUCUGAAAUGGACGAAGAACUUUUUUCGGCAUGCCUGAUCAAGUACAAGGAGGACGAAGAAAGGCAAGGUUCACUGGAAUCAAAGAGGAUGCUAACAUGGGAGAGGCUAGAAUCAGCUGCAGCUUUCCAGCCAGUGACAGGCCAUACAGCCGUCCUGGUAGGCCGCCAACCGUCAGCAAAUUUGAUUGCGACCCUUAUUUAGAAUGUGUUCAGUGCAGAUGAAAGUGCCUCACCUUUUGGUGAUGCUCGCCAACUGAACAACUUCAGAGUUCACUAUUUUGCCUUUAUUUCCUUUUCAUCUGUCUGUAUUAGUAAGCAGUGCUGUAAGUUGUAACUAUUUUCGUAUGUUUAUGCUCUGAAGGCAAGCAUACCUGUAAGAGUACCCAGUGCUUACACUCCUUACUGUAUCUUUGCCUAUUUAUUUAUGAGCAAUUUCCUACAGCUAAACCCACUCUUCUCAUUGUUGCU